Molecule: messenger RNA, 654 nt
Organism: Letharia columbiana
Lineage: Eukaryota; Fungi; Ascomycota; Lecanoromycetes; Lecanorales; Parmeliaceae
Exons: 5
Coding region: 1-654 (217 amino acids)
Biological process (GO): cytoplasmic translation
Cellular component (GO): ribosome; cytosolic large ribosomal subunit
Molecular function (GO): RNA binding; structural constituent of ribosome
Source: RefSeq, a predicted model, not a curated record
AUGACGAAUCCAAUUCCGGAACAUCACGACAAGACACAUUCUCGUCAAUCAAGUCAAGAUGUCGAAGAGCUUCAAAAGAAGAAGCAAUCCGAUGUCCUCCGUUUCCUGCUGCGCGUCCGAUGCUGGGAGCUUCGACAAUUGCACGUCAUCCACCGCGCUUCUCGUCCCUCUCGCCCGGAUAAGGCGCGUCGUCUAGGCUACAAGGCCAAGCAGGGUUAUGUCAUCUACCGCGUGCGUGUGCGUCGUGGAGGACGCAAGCGACCUGCGCCCAAAGGCGCUACCUACGGCAAACCCACCAACCAGGGUAUCAACCAGCUGAAGUACCAGCGUUCACUCAAGUCCACCGCCGAAGAACGCGUGGGGCGCCGAUGCGCCAAUCUGAGGGUGCUGAAUUCCUACUGGAUCAACCAAGACUCGACCUACAAAUAUUUCGAGAUCAUCCUCGUCGACCCUCAGCACAAGGCCAUUCGCCGCGAUCCCCGCAUCAACUGGAUUGUCAAGCCUGUGCACAAGCACCGUGAAUCUCGAGGUCUCACGGCAACCGGCAAGAAGUCUCGUGGGCUGGGCAGGGGUCACAAGUUCAACAAGACUACGGCGGGCAGGAGGAAGACAUGGAAGCGUCACAAUACCGAGUCAUACUGGCGUUACCGUUGA